AUGGUCACUCCGUUCAGCGAAAGUGACAAUGAAGAAAAUGAAUCUUAUUAUGAAUCAGAUGACGAAGAUGAGCAUAGUGAGGGAGAAAAACAAGACAAUUUUAUUGUUGAGACCUCUUCAUUCAGGGAAAGUGUUUAUGAAGAAAGCGAAUCCGAUUCGGAAUCAGACUGCAGUGAUGAAUAUAAAUCUGUUGCUGAACUCGAUCACGAGGAUGAGCCUGAUGAGGAAGAAGAACAUGACCAGUCUGAUGAUGAUCUCCCGAUGCUCAUCUUCCAGUUCAGCGAAAAUGACGAUGAAGAAAGUGAAUCUUACAAUGGAUCAGAUGACGAAGAUGAGCAGAGUGAGGAAGAAGAACUCGAUGAGAUCACCGAGGACCAAGAGAAAAUGUACUUUGCAAAAAAGGAAGAUAAUGAGAAGAAAUUUGAUUCAGAGGAUGUUCCUCACUUACAGUUGCUUGAUUGUAGAGAAGAGAUCAGUCAAAAAUGUGAUCCAGAAGAAUUUGAUUUGGGUAUUCUGUUCAGUGCGGAAGAGCAUGAUCACAAUUUGAAUUCAGUGAAAGUGAGUAGCUUAUGUUCGCUGGUGGAAAAGAUAGAGCCAGAUGAUGUAUGGGAUUCAGAAGAUGAAAGCAAUAAAGAUCAGUUCAAUGAAAUAGAGGUACAGGGACCUCCCAAUCAAAAACAACAACAACAACACUGCAGCGAGCACAUGGUCGAACAUCGACCCAACAAGAACACGAAAAAGAGAAAGAACAUUCUCAUGGGAUGGGUAUGUUCAAAGAUUCUGAAAAUUUUUAUCAAAAGCAAAGUGCUUUUGUAG
Messenger RNA from Porites evermanni, 816 nucleotides. NCBI's taxonomy places the organism in Eukaryota, Metazoa, Cnidaria, Anthozoa, Scleractinia, Poritidae. The record is from the annotation of a GenBank genome assembly.